This is a messenger RNA of Penaeus indicus, 1035 nucleotides long. RefSeq names its product xanthine dehydrogenase-like. Gene Ontology annotation, molecular function: xanthine dehydrogenase activity; iron ion binding. The record is from RefSeq and is a predicted model, not a curated record. Lineage: Eukaryota; Metazoa; Arthropoda; Malacostraca; Decapoda; Penaeidae. Bases 1 to 570 code for a protein of 189 amino acids. The transcript is spliced from 5 exons.
AUGAUAUUAAUAAAAAAAAAAACUCAAGGAGAAAUACCCUCAACACCUAUUACAUCAAUCGAUUUUUUUUCUCUUCUUCCUCCGUCUUUCCCGCAGGUCCUCCGCACGGACAUCGUGAUGGACGUCGGCGACUCGCUCAACCCCGCCAUCGACAUCGGGCAGGUGGAGGGCGCCUUCACGCAGGGGCUCGGACUCUACACCUUAGAAGAGCUCCGGUACUCCCCCGAGGGCGUGCUGCUCACUCGUGGCCCCAGCACCUAUAAGAUACCAGGAUUCCAGGACAUCCCUAGAGAGUUUAAUGUUUCACUGCUUCGUGGGGCACCCAACCCAAGGGCAGUCUUUUCCUCAAAGGCUGUAGGAGAACCCCCACUGCUCUUGGCCACCUCCGUUUUCUACGCCAUCAAACAGGCAGUGGCUUCAGCUCGAGCAGAACAAGGCUUCGACCCGGUGUUUCGACUCGACUCCCCUGCAACGGCUGAGAGAAUUAGGAUGGCUUGCCAAGAUUCCCUUACGCAGAAGGUUGAACCAGUGGUCUUAGACAAUGAGAGGCCGUGGUCAGUAACAGUGUAAUAGAAGUAACUUUUACAGAAACGUAGAAUAUUACCCAUUAUUGAAUUAUUACCUUUCAAGUUAAUACAACGUACUUUUUGGUAUAUCAUUAAACAUAUAUAUUCUGCAUAAGAUCAAAUAAUCAGUUUAUUCAACACUAGGCAGUCUUCAGUUAAACAAGAGUGGUGGUUAACACUGUCAAUGUUGUUCACGUAAAGGGCCAGGCGAAAACCACUUUUCUUUCUCUCACUUUUCUUUUUGCUGCAUUUAAUAUUGACAAGAACUGAUAAUUAUGGUCUUUAUCAUCGUGAUUUUUGAUAUUUACAAAUCUAACCUAAUGAUGUAAGUGUUGAUAAGAGUAAAUAGUAAUCAAAGUUGGUGCAGUUGUUUGAAGAGUUAUGGUUUGUGGAAGAACGGUAUAACUUUGGUAAUAAGAUAUAUUAUUAUUGUUUUGUUAUUUACAAAAUAAAAUUUUUAAAAUCAUAA